AUGGAUUCGAAUCAACCCAUCCACCACGAGCGGCAUAUCCGCAUCAUCUGCAUUGGCGCCGGUGUCUCGGGUCUCCUCUUCGCGUACAAGCUGCAGCGAAGCUUCUCCAAUUUCUCUCUCGUCAUCUACGAGAAGAACCCCGAGAUUGCCGGCACAUGGUUUGAGAACCGCUACCCAGGCUGCGCCUGCGACGUCCCCUCACACAACUACACCUGGUCUUUCGAACCAAAGCCCGACUGGUCAGCGAGCUAUGCCAGCAGCAAGGAGAUUUUCGACUACUUCGACACCUUCUCGCGCAAGUACGGGCUGCGCCACUAUUGCCGGGUCCUGCACCAGGUUGUCGGGGCUAAAUGGAACGCCCAAGGCGGCUACAACGUCCGCGUGCGAGACCUGCAGUCGGGGAAGGAGUGGAAUGACUCGUGCGAUAUCUUGAUCAACGCGGGUGGGAUCCUCAACUCGUGGCGCUGGCCUGCGAUCCCUGGUCUUGACAGGUACAAGGGGACGCUGGUGCAUACUGCCAACUGGGACGACUCGAUCUCGCUGGAAGGGAAGCAUGUUGGACUCAUUGGGAAUGGGUCUUCCGGUAUCCAGGUUCUACCGGCUGUUCUGCCUGAAGUCAAGAAGGUGACGACCUUCAUCCGCGAACCGACCUGGGUGUCGCCCGUCAAAGGCCUGGAGCAGCACAUCUUCACCGAAGAGGAGAAGAAAGCUUUCGCAUCCAACCCAGGCCAUCUAACCGAGUACCGUCGCGGGAUCGAAAGCGGCAUGAAUGGCCAAUUCGCCAUCUUCCUCCGCAACACCGAGGGCCAAAGGUCGACGCGGGAGUACAUGACCCAGCAGAUGAGGGAGAAACUCAGCAACGCCGAGCUGGACAAGGUCCUCAUCCCCGAAUGGUCGGUCGGCUGCCGAAGGAUCACGCCGGGGGUCGGCUAUCUCGAGUCGCUCAGCCACGAGAAGGUCAAGGUCGUGUACGGCAACAUCACCGAGGCCAGCGAGAACGGCUGCAUCUGCGACGACGGCAACGAAUACGCAGUCGACAUUCUCAUCUGCGCGACCGGCUUCGACACCUCGUUCCGCCCGCGCUUCCCCAUCAUCGGGCCGGGUGGAAACAACCUGCAGGAUGCAUGGAAGGACGAGCCCCAUUCCUACUUUGGCAUUGCUGCCGCAGGCAUCCCCAACUAUCUCACCUUUCUUGGCCCAAACAGCCCUGUUGGGAACGGACCUGUAUUGUCUGCCAUUGAAGCCCAAGCCGACUACAUGAUGAAACUGAUCGACCGCUACCAAACAACCAAUAUCCACAGCUUUGCGCCAAAACACGAAGCCGUCACCGACUUCAUCCAGUUCAAAGACGCCUUCAUGCGCCGCACCGUCUGGGCCGACGGCUGCCGCUCCUGGUACAAGUCCACUGACCCCAACGGCCCUGUGACAGGCCUAUGGCCAGGCUCAACACUGCACUACAUCGAAGCGAUGAACGAGGUAAGGUUUGACGACUGGGAGGUCAAGUACAACGGGAACCGGUUCGCGUGGUUGGGGAAUGGGUAUAGCCAGACGGAGAUCGAUGAGACGGCGGACUGGGCGUAUUAUAUCCGCGACCAUGAUGAUGGGCAGUUUCACAGUCGCAAUAAGAGGCUGCGGAUUGUGAAUAAGUCGGGGACGAGAAGGCCGGAGAAGACGGCUUUUACGGUGUUUCCGAGGAUUUAG
This is a messenger RNA of Aspergillus mulundensis, 1701 nucleotides long. Its product is annotated as flavin-containing monooxygenase. The coding region runs from base 1 to 1701 and encodes 566 amino acids. The transcript has 4 exons. The record is from RefSeq and is a predicted model, not a curated record. NCBI's taxonomy places the organism in Eukaryota, Fungi, Ascomycota, Eurotiomycetes, Eurotiales, Aspergillaceae.